AUGUCGCAGGACGACGAGCGGAUGGAAGUAGCAGAAGAUCAAAACAUCGAGGAUGCCAUUCUGGAAGACGCCAGCGACGACGAGGACAAGGACGGCAACGAUGAUACCGGCCAGGCGGUGAAGGCAAAAGUUUACUUGCCUGGUCAAUCGUUGGCCGAGGACGAGGAGCUGGUGUGCGACGAAUCGGCCUACAUUAUGCUGCAUCAGGCUCAGACGGGUUCACCGUGUCUCAGCUUCGACGUGGUGCACGAUCCUUUGGGUGAGGAUCGCGAAGAGUUCCCGCUGACGGCGUUUCUCGUCGCCGGAACGCAGGCUGCCCGGACGCACGUGAACAGUGUGAUCGUGAUGAAAAUGUCCAACCUACAGCGGACGGCACGUGAAAAGGGCGACGAUUCGGACGAUUCCGGCGAAGAAAGCGACGACGAAGAUGUGGGCACCAAGAGCUCGCUUCCGCACAUGGAUUGUGCCCUGAUCAAGCACGCCGGGUGCGUGAACCGGUUGCGCGUCACCACGUUCAACGGUGCGCAGUACGUGGCCAGUUGGAGCGAGAUGGGCAAGGUACACAUCUACAACAUCAACGAUCAGCUGGCGGCGGUUGAUGAUCAGCAGGCUUGCCGGACAUACCAGCAGAACAAGAUGGCCGAUAAGAUUACGCCCGUCUACAGCUUUUCCGGACACCAAAAGGAGGGCUUUGCGCUCGACUGGUGUACCACGACGCGUGGCAUGUUGGCCACCGGAGACUGUCGGCGAGACAUUCACAUUUGGCGGCCAAACGAUAAGGGCGGCUGGAAUGUCGAUCAACGGCCACUGAUCGGACACACGGACUCCGUCGAGGACAUUCAGUGGAGCCCGAACGAGGCGAACGUGCUGGCCUCAUGCUCGGUGGACAAAUCCAUUCGCAUCUGGGACUGCCGAGCGGCUCCAUCGAAGGCGUGCAUGCUAACGGCGGCCAACGUGCACGAAAGUGACGUGAAUGUGAUCAGUUGGAACCGAAACGAACCUCUGAUUGCUAGUGGCGGCGAUGAUGGGGUACUGCACGUGUGGGACUUGCGCCAAUUCCAGACGAAAACUCCCGUUGCCACAUUCAAGCACCACUCGGAUCACAUCACGACGGUCGAGUGGCAUCCGAAGGAAUCGACCAUACUGGCGUCCGGUGGCGACGAUGAUCAGAUCGCACUGUGGGAUCUGUCGGUUGAGAAGGACGACGCUGAGGCCGACAAGGACCCGAACGACGAUCCCAAUCUGAAGGAUCUGCCACCCCAGCUGUUGUUCAUCCACCAGGGGCAGAAGGAAAUUAAAGAAUUGCAUUGGCAUCCGCAGCUUAAGGGUGUGCUGCUGUCGACCGCCCACAGCGGCUUCAACGUUUUCCGUACGAUAAGUGUGUAGACCGGGGGA
Molecule: messenger RNA, 1395 nt
Organism: Anopheles cruzii
Lineage: Eukaryota; Metazoa; Arthropoda; Insecta; Diptera; Culicidae
Product: glutamate-rich WD repeat-containing protein 1
Exons: 2
Coding region: 1-1386 (461 amino acids)
Molecular function (GO): protein binding
Source: RefSeq, a predicted model, not a curated record